Molecule: messenger RNA, 8111 nt
Organism: Alosa sapidissima (American shad)
Lineage: Eukaryota; Metazoa; Chordata; Actinopteri; Clupeiformes; Clupeidae
Gene: phrf1
Product: PHD and ring finger domains 1
Exons: 18
Coding region: 289-5748 (1819 amino acids)
Source: RefSeq, a predicted model, not a curated record
AUAUACGUAAUACCUUUGAAUAAAGUACCCACGUUACAAAUCAGCAUGAUAUCAGGCGUACCUGAGUUAAAAUUAGAUUCAAGUCAGGUCUGAAAACAUGGGUAACUGCUAACGUUAGCGAGCUAGCCUGCUAUCAAGCUCUCGUGUUGUCUACCUAGCUAGCUAGUCCUGUCAGCCGAGAUGCUUUAACUGGUGUCCGUGUUUAGAUCAUAGUAUAUCCUGUUGGCGAGUGGCCGUUGUCACCCAGACUGGUGAAAUAGUGCAGCGAAGGUUUUCUGAUGAGUAGCUAUGGACGAGGAGGACAGCCAGGACGAGCUGAUCAACCGAAAUGCUUCCCAUGGCAAGGGCAAGCGACCGGCAACUUCUAUUAUUUCUGACGAGGACAAUUCUGAUGAGGGGGAAGAAUCGGAGGAGGAAGAGACUGACAGUGAAGGGAGUGAUGAAGACGAGGAAGAUAUCCUUGAUGGAGAAGUAGAUGAGGAGGAUGAGGACGACAGUGAUGUUGAGGAGGUUGGAAAUGAGCUGGAGGGGGCAGUUGGGGGAACUGCUGUGGAUCUGGCUGGCCUGAGCUCAGACGAGGACUCAGAGAAAUGCCCCAUCUGCCUCAACUCCUUCCAUGAGCAGCCUGUGGCCACGCCUGAGAGCUGUGAGCACUACUUCUGUCUGGACUGCAUUCUGGAGUGGUCUAAGAAUGCAAACUCCUGCCCAGUAGACAGGAUAGUCUUCAAGACCAUCUGUCUAAGGAAAUGUUUUGGAGGGAAAGUUCAGAAAGCUAUCACUGUCCAGAAGCCUAUAAAGGCUGGUCAGGAGGAGCAGGUGGAUCUGGACCUGGAGCAGACCAGCUGUGAGGUGUGUGGUGGUAGCGACCGUGAGGACCGGCUGCUGCUGUGUGAUGGCUGUGACGCCGGGUACCACAUGGAGUGUCUGACCCCUCCACUGGACACCGUGCCUGUGGAAGAAUGGUUCUGCCCAGAGUGUGCUGCCAACAACCGCAACUCAAGAGCUGCUCCUGACAGUGAGGAGGAGUCUCUGUCUAUCGCCCAACCAACCACAAGCCGAUCGCAUCCACCCGCUGCGCGGCCCACGCGCGCCAUCGCCCGCACGCAGCAGAGUGAGCGGGUCCGGGCCAGUGUGAACCGCCACCGCAUCACCCAGGCACGCACCGCAGCCUCUGCACGUGCCGCCAGGAACGGACAGUUUACACCCAGGUACCGGAUUCAGUCUACCUGGCUGGAUGAGACCAUCAAUGCUGUGGUGGCUGGUCUGAGCACAGCUGUGUACGUGCGUGACCUCACCCCGCGGCCCGCCCGUCGCAGGAGGAGAAGGAGGACAGUGAAGCGCAAGAGCACCAAAAGUGGCAAGUCCUGUGAUGGCGAUGGUAAAAAAGGCAAAGCUACAGGAACCAGGGUGAAGAGGAGAAAACGGCGAGUUAGGAGGACCAAGUCCAGAAGGAAACUGGUUGCAAAAAAGCAGCCCACCUCACGUGGACGCAUCGCCCGUAAUCUAGGGAUCAAGAAGGCCAAGAACGGUUCCUCCCUCCCCUCGGUCUACCGUCCCUCAGAGACCACGCUGGGCAGCAUGCGGGCCGACAUCGGGGCCGCCUCUCUGUCCAUCUACGGGGACCCGUACGAUCUGGACGACUUUGAUCAAGUUGAGGAGGAGCCUGCCCCCGUUGCCCCGUCCCUGCUGGAGCUGAAGCGCCGGGGCCUGUCCCGAUCCGCCAUGCGCUCUCACCAACCUGUGGCCAGACCUGUGGCUGCAGGCAUGUCAAGGCGUGGUCUGAGUAUGCCUCAGGGGGAGGAGGUGGCCGAGGCGGCCUCGGUCCCUGACCUACUGGGCAGCAUCCUCUCCAGCCAGAGCAUGCUGAUGAUGGACAGCUCUGACGUGGUCAUCAACAGAGACGGCACCCUCAAAGCUAUCAAAGCCGUUAGUGUUGAAUCACCAAAAUCCACGCCUACUCGGAGCGGCAGCGUGAGUGAAGGUGGUCCAAGUCACUUCCUGCCCAACGGGGAAGCCGAUCUUUCGCAGUUCCCUCACAGUAGCACCUCUCCACCUCCCAGCUCUGCCGCAGGCCCCAUCCUCCCUCCUCUCACUCCAGCCUCGUCGCCCGGUCUCCGGUCUCCUUCCGCUCAUACGCACUCCAGCCUACACCCGCCCGGCCUCAUCCCCAGGCCCGGCUUCUCUCAGGGCUCAGUCGCAUCUCCUGGCUCCAGAAACGCCCACGCUCACACUCACCCUCGGUCAUCCAGCAGGGAUAGGGUGGACAGACACAGGGAGGACGGCCCACCAGCAUCCAAAAAAGCCCCUCCCAAGCCCGUGUGGGUGGAUGUGUCUGUGUUACCUAGGAUACCAAAAAUCAGGCGAGACGGCAGUGGUGGCAGUGGCCAGGCAGAGAGCAGUAGCAGUAGCACUAGCAGCCGCAACAGGCGCAGCAGCGGCGGCAGCAGUAGCAGCAGUAGUAAUGGCUUCCCAGACGCCCUCCACAGCCUCACAGGAAACCAGGUGCGGCAGCAGACCGCCGACCAGCAGGGGGCGAGCUCAGGCCAGCAGGGUAGAACCACAGAGGCCCCCAAGCAGAGGCCAGAGCGGGUGGGGGCAACGUCGUCAUCAUCGACGUCGUCAUCUUUCACCAGCUUGAACUCCUCAUCUGCUAUGUCUUCCUCUACCUCCUCUUUUUCUUCUGCCAGCUCUUCGGGAGCAUCAUCAUCGUCCUCAGUGAGCUUUCGCAUCAACGCCAGUGGGAGUUCAUGGCAGUCCCGAAGGUUAUCUAACCCCUUAGAUCCAACGCAAACGGGGACACUGAAGAAACAACAGGGCAAACCCAUAAUACUCUUUUCAAAACCUAACAGCAAAGACACUUCAGCCAAGCCAGAUGUGUACGACCCUUCGAACCCCACAAACUCUAACUCGGACUCGGACUCAGACAGUGAGAGACCCGGGUUUUGGCUGAAGAAGCCUAGGUUAUUACGCAAAGAGGGAGCUAAGGAUGAAGUGACUUGCCCAGUGAAAAAAGAGCCUCUGGAAGAAGUUUCGGUGAAGGUCGAGGAUCACAUAGGCACUGCUGUUCAGAUGAAGAACGAGCCUGAGUCAGAAGAUGAUGAUCACGAUUAUGAAGACAUGUUCGCAAACAUAUCUGAAGUACCAGAACACCCUGAACAACUCUGUGAAAUUCCUCAGGUGAUCAACUGCAGUAACACUCCUGACAACAAUCAGGUGAAAGAGGAAGCCCACCAGCACACCUCUGUACCCAGCUCCCCUUCCAGCAGCAGCUCUAGCUCCAGCUCCAGCUCCAGUUCGGGUCCCUCACCCAGUCACACCAACACCAGUGACCAGAAGGUCAAGACGGAGGUCAAAUCAGAGCCCGAGGAUGGUGCACGCCCCGACAAAUCAAAGUCGCCCUCUAGGAGCCAUGGGCCGGCACAGGAUCAUCAACUGCCCCCUGCAAACAGCUCUGACAGUGGAAGUGGAAGGAGGGGAGAAGAGGUGCGGAGGAGCGACCAGCGGUCCUCCUCCAGGGAGAGGAAGAAGGGGGACAGCCCAGCCCCAAAGGCUUCGGAGCGGAAGAGGAGGCACUCACGCUCUCGGUCAGGCUCCCGAUCCAGGGACAGGCGGCGGUCACGUUCGCGAUCUCGAGACAAAAGGCGUUCUCACUCUCGAUCUCGUUCUCGAUCUAGAGAGAAGAGGAGAUCCCGCUCGCGAUCACGUUCGAGGUCGAGAGAUAAGAGGAGGUCGCGAUCGAGAUCCCGAGAGAAAAAACACACAAGUUCCACGUCACAUUCUCGAUCAAGGGACAAACGACACUCACGCUCUCAUUCGAAGGACAAAAGGCGAUCUCGAUCGCGUUCCCGAUCCAGAGAAAAGAGGCGUUCACGCUCCAACAGUGCAGAACGAAGGAGGAGACACCGCCAGGAUAACCGAGAAAGGAAUGAUGGCAGAGUCAACCACAACCAGAGACGCGUCCAAAACAGGAGGCACAGUCGAUCUCGAUCACGCUCAAGGUCCAGAUCCAGGUCCAAGUCUUCUUCCAGGGAAAGAAGGAGGAGGAGGACUCCCUCUCCUCCUUCUUCAAGGUCAAAGGAGCGAGCAAGUGAAGUUAGAUCCAAAGACAGAAAGAGACCUCGGUCAAGAUCACGAUCCAGGGAGAGGAAGAAAGGAGAGCCAUUUUCACAGGGCACUCACCUGAAAGACAGAGGCCUCCACAAAAAACCAUCAUCUACAUCCUCAUCUUCGCUGUUAUUGUCGUCCUCCUCUUCCAGAGACCAUAAGGACCCUGCUCAGAUCUUGCACAAGAGACUGGCCUCAACUGGCACUGCCAAAGAGGAGAAGGCAGCUAAAGACGUGAAACAGGAACUUCCUUUCUCGGUCAAGAAGGAGACGGGGACACAGAUUGCUUUCUCAGGGGCUCUCAGGAUUGUCAAAGAAUUGGAAGACCCUAAGGAGCAGGACAGCAAGCACUGUUUGGCUCUGCUGAAAGAAAUCAAGCAGGAAAAACCUUGGUCCCCUCAUGUGGGCGAGUCUGAGCAAGAGGACAUGUGUUCUCCUUAUGCCUUCAAGCAGGAUUUGCUUCACCACAAAGAAAUCAAGGAGGAGAAGAUUCACCCAACCAUACCACUGGACCUUAAGCCAGGGAAGUCUUCUCUUGUUGACUGCAGAGUUGGCACCGCUUCUGUUCAGGGAGAGACAAUGAGGAGUGAAGUUCAGUCUGCAAGCGUAGCCAAGUCUAUCGAAGUGGAGAGCAUUUGGCCUGAGGAGGUUCCACCGCCACCUCCCCCACCUCCACCUCCUCCAGGUACAGACACUCCUGAACACAGUCUAAGCCUUCAGAAAGCCUCUCUGCCACCUCCUCUCAACACCCCCUCUGCCAUCAGCUCCUCACUUCCUCCAGACCCAGAGGACAAGAUGGAGGUCCAAAUGGACCUUGUGAAAGAGGAGGAGGAGUCAUCAGCCGACGAAGACUUCAAUGUGGACUACAUGCUCGACAGCCUUUACCUCAAGGAGAUGGGAGAGCGGGCGGGUACUGACGGGAGCGGGACAGGUGCUACUUCGGACGCCCUCUCAGAAAAACAGGAAGGCCAUGUCGCUGUCGUCACUCAGGCCGUGGAAAAGCAGGAAGUGGAGGGCUCGGACAAGCAGGAGACGGAGGAUGCUGCGGACCUGCUGGGUUCCAAGUCAAAACCUCCAGUCAAGAGGGUCACUUGGAACAUACAAGAACCUGAUGGGCCUCAAGGAGAGAAAAUCAGCAAGCUCGCUCUUUAUAAACAGAAGCAGAAACUGGAGGGCGCAAGGAAGGCAGCCAACACCACACAGAUGUCUAACCAGGAAAUCGUGGGAGCCAGUGCCGUGACCCCCACCCCCUCCUCAGCCUCUGUGGCCCAAGAGGAAGUACCAGGCUCGGGACAGGGGGCAUCUGCUCCUGGAGAUGAGGAAGAAGCCUCCCGCAAUGACAUGUACAUGAAGAAGCUUCACAUGCAGGAGAGAGCCAUUGAGGAGGUGAAGCUGGCUAUCAAGCCCUUCUACCAGAAGAGAGACAUCACCAAGGAGGAGUACAAGGACAUCCUGCGGAAAGCUGUGCAGAAGGUGUGCCACAGCAAGAGCGGUGAAAUCAACCCAGUGAAGGUGGCCAACCUGGUGAAGGCCUACGUGGAUAAAUACAAGCAUGCCCGGAAACACAGGAAGCCAGAGGAGGGCACAUCCAGCGGGAGUGGGAGUGGAGUUGGCACAGACCAGCCAGAGGAUGAAGACUCUUAAGUGCUCUGAGUGAUCCCUCCCCACACAAGGACAGGAAGUCUUCUUACUCAUACGAUCAAAUUCUAAUUGACCUGUUUGUUUGUUUGUUUAAUAGGGUUUUUUUUAUAUCACUGCUCCCACCAUAUAACCCUGUUGGGUGACUUAAGGGCUUUGAGAAACCAUGUGCGCUAUUGCAUAAGCUCUCCCCCACCUUUCCCCUUUUCUGUGUGUGUGUGUGUGUGUGUGUGUGUGUGUGUGUGUGUGUGUGUGUGUGUGUGUGUGUGAGACUGAGUGUGUGCGUACGUGUGUUCAUGCAUCUGUUAACACAGGGGUCACAACUGCUUUUUGUCAGCUGUGUGUGUGUGUGUGUGUGUGUGUGUCUGUGUCUGUGUGUAUGUGUAAAGAUCCUUAAGAAACACCCCAUCUGUACACCAUUUGUAAGAAAACCCAAUUCAUACAAUUAUACAAAAAUUCUGUAAAAUAAUACCCCACCGCAUGUUGAAGAAAUGACAACUGCAUGUGAUAGCACCACACUUCACACUUAAUCCAUGCCUGUAUAAAUGUAAGGAGAUCCUGUUUAUUACCACAAUAACUUUCCUCUUAGUCUCAAUGAGAAAUGACAUGUACCAACUCGUUCUUCUGGUUCCACCUCUUUGGAUCCCUAAGGCAUAAAUGCUCGUGUGGAGCACCGAUUGUCUUGCCCAUGGUUUACCAUCAGUGGAUGUAGACUUGUCUGAGCAUCUGCUGUGGUUUUUACUUCUCUGGAUGAAUCACCACCAUGUAUAGAAGCCUUUACUCUGCUAGGGUGUCCACAUCCAAAGUAUGUCUCUGCAGUGUGAGAUGAGGAAGAAAAGAUGUAUUUACUGAGACAUCGCAAUAUCUGGAUACGGCGACUCAAAAGGAGAUGUUUGUGCUUACCCAAACUGGCCUUUUUUUGAAGCAUAGUUUGUGUGCUGGAUCUCAACAACAGCAGCUUCACACUGAUACUCAUGACUAUGAUCAAGAACACACUUAAUCUAGCAUAGCUAGGCCAGCAGUGUUCCAACACCCACUAUUACUGUUCAUAUUUUAGUGGACAGCACGUUUUAUAACUUUUUAAAAAGUAGUUGAUUUCUGUUUGUCUUUUCUGUUUGAAUAAUCUACUCUGGGUGUCUCUUCACUGAAUGCAUGUAUUUCUUUGAGACUUUACUCAAUUGAGUGAUAACUCAGUCAGAAUGUGCAAUAUUAAUUAUCUUCACUUAUUUAGCAUAGCUUUGGUCUUAACAACACUGUUAAUCUAUCCUAAUUGGACAUGGUUGCUUUCAGAUCAGGAAGAAGUUAUGUAAAAUUGCCUGUCAUUUACAUAGGAAAUGUCAUGUUCAGUUACAGCUCUGUGAGUUGUAUCCAACCACCAUUUCUCAGCCUCAUGUAAAAUUGUUCUAACAUGUUUCAGGUAUAUUUCAAGUAGGUAGUUUAUUGACCCAGGUUCAUCAUUAAACCUCAAACUUGAAAUGCUAGUUUGAGAGCCUUUUUUGUUGUCAUUUUAAGCGUGCUGAAAGUACUUUCUGACUGAGAUCACCACAUCUGGCAGAGUAGUGUAUUGUGCAGUUACACUGCAUGAUUAUACAGUCACUAAGUUGUGUGUAAAUAUGAGAGAUGGGGGUUAGUUGAAGGCCCUUUUAUUUCUCUUUUAGCGGUGUCUGUUUCCUUUAACAUGAUUGUGUGGAGGGAUUGAGGAGUUUGUGUGGUGUGACUUGAAUGUAUUUGGUCUUUUUUUUUGUAUCUUUUUUUUCCAUGAAAGUUUGCCUUUUAGGGCAAAAGUAUGAAGAUGAGGGAACAUGAUCAUUGUGAGUUAGUAACACCGCAGCCCAUUAUGUUUAUUUCCUUAGUAUUUUUCCUCCUGCUUGAUUGGAUGAAGAUAGAAGUAAAUUGUUCCUUUACAUUGAUUGGAUGGUUAAUAAUUGUACGUAGACUGGGUGUAUCUUGCAGGUGACAUUGUUAGUAAUGGGGAUUCGGAUAUCCCUACCCGAACAUCCAAGGAGUGGUAGCCAGAAUGGACUCCCUCCCACCACCCCCUUCCUCAAAACUCUGCAUCCUCUGCACUCAAUUAACAGUGUCUGUACAAACUGCUUGCAACUGGAGGUUCCACCCAAGUGUUUUGUAAAUAUUUCUUCAAUUAUGUAUUUAAUAAAAAAGACAUAUGGAAACUACGAGUCAUACUUCUCCAUCUUUAUUGUUCUGCCAGUGCUAAAAACACAACCACAUGAGAGCCAAUGAGGAACUGACAGAGGUCAGAUGAUAUGUUACACAGCUUAACACGUGAGACUCGGUAGAUAAAGAAAAAUAGGCAGAAAAAAUGUGGAAUGUGUUUAUCACAUCAGACAUUUUCAAAUAACUAUAUAUAU